Molecule: messenger RNA, 2247 nt
Organism: Electrophorus electricus (electric eel)
Lineage: Eukaryota; Metazoa; Chordata; Actinopteri; Gymnotiformes; Gymnotidae
Gene: tppp
Product: tubulin polymerization promoting protein
Biological process (GO): positive regulation of protein polymerization; microtubule polymerization; microtubule bundle formation
Cellular component (GO): microtubule
Molecular function (GO): tubulin binding
Source: RefSeq, a predicted model, not a curated record
UGUGCGCUUCAGCGCUGAAGCCUGCUCCUGGCCUGCCGCAGCCAGCUAAGGACCACUGAUUGCUUUAUGGUGUUUGGAUAGCUAGCUUAAGUGCCACUGCGCUGAAACAACCAAGAAGAGUUUCGGCCUCUUCGAAAGGGGGCGUGUGUUCCCCUGGCAACCCUCGUUACCUGAGUGUACGCUUGCUGCAAUGCCGGGCUGCUAUGGGAGCUGUUGGGAGCUGCACUGGGAGACAGAGAGGUCACGGUGAGCAGAGCCACGCUGAAGUGAGGACAGAGAACUGGAGAGAACUUCGAGGGCUGAGCACCAUGGAAGAGUUUAAAGUUCAGACCGCCAGGCACCCCGUGCCAAACAGCGCCCCCCUGAGGCCUCCAAGCGAGCAUUCAAAGGAGCGAGCCAAGCGGCUGUCGACGGACUCCAACGGGACAAGCGAGGGGGGCGCAGGGGCCAAAACGCCGGUGGAGCUCACGGCGCUGGAGGAGGCUUUCCGCCGCUUCGCUGUGCACGGAGACACGCGCGCCACCGGGAGGGACCUGCACGGCAAGAACUGGUCCAAGUUGUGCAAGGACUGUGGGGUCAUAGACGGCAAAAGUAUCACCCUUACGGAUGUGGACAUAGUCUUCUCCAAAGUCAAGAACAAAUCAAGCCGUACCAUCACGUAUAACCAGUUCAGGGAGGCUCUCUCAGAACUGGCCAGGAAGCGGUUUAAAGAUAAAACCAACGAAUAGGCAAGCGGAGGAGAUCUUCAAGAUGGUGGAAGGGAAGUCGCCCAUAUAUCUGGAGUCACGAGAGCUGUGGCAUCCCCAACUGUGUCACGUCUGACGGACACCACCAAGUUCACAGGCUCCCAUAAGGAGCGCUUCGACGAGACAGGCCGUGGGAAGGGCAAGGCUGGUCGGGUUGACCUGGUCGACAAGUCCGGAUACGUCUCCGGAUACAAGCAUGCAGGCACAUACGAGAAGAAAGUUCAACCAAAACCCCAGCAAAAACCAAUGUGAAAUUACUGUACAAUACAAACGAACAAGCAGAAAAGAUAAGCACAACAGCAUAAUAUUUUCCAUUCGUUUUCCAAGUCGUUUUUGUUUUCCUGUGAAUGAGAUCAGUUGUCUGUUCCUUUUCCAAUGCCUUUUGAGAACUGGAACACCGUUUACACUGACACUGAAAUGUCACCAGUGGGCACGCUCCUCUCGCUCAGCUGAAGCUCAAAGAGGCAAAAGAAAUUGGAAAUGUUUUAUAAAUUAAAACAGAUCUUAAAAACAGUCAUGAACUAGAAAUGAUGUUCACAAGAUUGAUACCAACAAGAAAAACACUACGCAGAAGAAAAAUACUUCAUGUAAUACCUACAGUAACCCACAUCCUAUAUGUAGGAGUUUAGAUUUGAGACUGUUGUUAUAGGAAAAAUGGAUGUGUAGUACUAGUUGCAUUUCUUGGCCUCUUGAAUUUAAGGAUACAUCAUUGGUAUAAAAGGUUUUUCUCUUCACUUGGUGGCUAUUUUAAUUCAUUUAUAUAUUUAAUAUUGACCCUUAUACUUGUGUGUUCUAUUGUGCAUCUUCCCCUGUGGUAAGAUUAUGUGUACAUUUCUUUUCCAUCUUUCUACAGAGCACAAUUGAUUGCAGGUCAUGUCCUCUUCAAUCCCCCUGAACUAAUUUACUUAACUUCAAUUAAUUCUACUGAUAUUAGAUUUUUGUGACUUUGUGCACACCUGUUUUAAAAGUAACAAAAUUUGACAAUUUAUAUGCUCUCAGCUGCUUGUGUGGUGUUUAAAGGAAUCACCAUUGUGAUCAAGAUUGUAUAUCUAAUAUUUUGUCAACGUUACUAUCCAUUCUAAAAUGUGUGGUGUAACUGUACGUAUUUCUGAUGCUAAAGCUUGAUAGCAUACUGUGAAAUACUGGCUGUAAUUUCUUUCCUGUUGAUGUCCAUCGUAUGACAGCAGUGUCAGGAAAUGCACUCAGAUCAGAUGGACAGGAAACAGCAUGUUUGCGUGAUGAUGCUCUUCAUCACUGCUGCCCCACAGCCUUGGCACACUAUAUUGUCAUCCUCUCCACCUAUGCACAACUCUCUUCACUCAGUCUCAGUCUGACUAUUGGACUAGCCACCAACCCUUAAAGGAAUCUCUCAGAUUGCAUAGAAAUAUGGAAAAAAAAAAAUGUGAAAGCAUUAGCAUUUGUAGCUGUUUUUUUAAAUACAAAAUAGUUUCUUAAAAAGAUUUGCAAUGCGUAAACCCACAUAGUACAUAAAACUUUUUGG